This is a messenger RNA of Nestor notabilis (Kea), 2984 nucleotides long. It is a transcript of the gene MED15, whose product is annotated as mediator complex subunit 15. Gene Ontology annotation, biological process: regulation of DNA-templated transcription. Gene Ontology annotation, molecular function: transcription coregulator activity. NCBI's taxonomy places the organism in Eukaryota, Metazoa, Chordata, Aves, Psittaciformes, Psittacidae. The record is from RefSeq and is a predicted model, not a curated record. The coding region runs from base 25 to 2538 and encodes 837 amino acids. The transcript is spliced from 19 exons.
UUAGUUGCUGAGAUUGAUGAUGCUAUGAGGAAAGCUGGUGUUGCCCAUAAUAAAUCCAGCAAAGAUAUGGAGAGUCAUGUGUUUAUGAAGGCCAAAACAAGGGAGGAAUAUCUUUCUCUUGUGGCCAGACUUAUUAUCCAUUUUCGAGAUAUUCACAAUAAGAAAUCUCAAGCCUCAGUUAGUGAUCCAAUGAAUGCCCUGCAGAACCUAACUGGGGGUCCCCCCGCAGGGGCACCUGGAAUGGGCAUGGCUUCCCGAGCCCAAGGAGCACCGAUGAGUGGGAUGAGUGGCCUUGGUGCCAUGGGACAGCAGAUGAGUCUCCCAGGGCAGCAGCAGCCUCCUGGAACCUCAGGAAUGGCCCCUCAUGGUAUGCCUGGUGUCUCUACAGCUACUCAGCAGACCCAACUUCAGCUUCAGCAGAUAGCUCAGCAGCAGCAGCAGCAGCAGCAACAACAAUUCCAGCAGCAACAGGUGGCUUUGCAGCAGCAGCAAUUCCAGGCCCAGCAGUCAGCCAUGCAACAACAGUUUCAGGUCCAGCAGCAGCAACAACAGCAGUUGCAAGCCGUCCAGCAGCAGCAGCAGCAGCAACAGCAGCAGUUGCAAGCUGUCCAGCAACAGCAACAGCACAUGCUGAAACUGCAGAUGCAGCAGCAGCAAAACCAACAGCAGCAGCAACAGCAACAACAGCAACUACAGCGCAUUGCCCAAAUGCAGCAGCUGCAGGCAGCACAGGCUAUGCAGGCGCAACAGCAACAGCAGCAGCAGCAACAGCAGCAACAAAUACCACAACAGCAGAUACAGCAGCAGCCGCCACCUCAACAAGUAAUGCAACAGCAGAUACAACAGAUGCAGCAGCAACAACAGCAACAACAGCAGCAGCAGCAGCAGCAACAGGUUACUCAGGCGCAACAGUCUCAGCUUCCACCACAAUCCCAGCCUCAACCCCAGCCCAUGGUGUCUCAGCCACAGGCAAUCUCAGGACAAAUUCCUAGUCAGGUUAUGCCUGUUACUCUAACACCACAGCAAUUAAAAGCAAUGCAGGUAAGGGCUAGUCACCAGCUGAUUAAAGCUACAGUACCUGGUAUUGUCAUAGGACGACCUGAUGGUACAGAAGAGAAGUUGCAAGAAGAAAUUGAACCUUGGGCGUACAGUCUAUGGAAGACUGUUUUAAAUGUUAAAACCAUGGGAACUUCUUUUCCUAAAGAAAGCUCAGAAACUAGGGAUAAUGUAAGAGCUCAGUUGGUCCAGCAGCAGCAGGCAGCAGCAGCAGUGCAAGCAGCUCAGGCCCAAGCUGCUCAGAUGGGAGCCUCAGGGCAGAUGAUCACCGCACCUAUGGCCCGAGGUGGGAUGCAAAUAAGACCACGGUUCCCGCCUACCACCGCUGUGUCUGCUACACCGCCAAGCUCCAUUCCUUUGGGCGGACAGCAAAUGCCACAGGUCAGCCAGAACAAUAUUACCAUGAUGUCAUCCCCAUCUCCUGUCCAACAAGCUCAAACCCCCCAGUCAAUGCCUCCACCACCACAGCCGCAGCCAUCUCCUCAGCCAGGCCAGCCAACUUCUCAGCCAAAUUCAAACGUCAGCUCCGGCCCAGCUCCAUCACCCAGCAGCUUUCUCCCCAGUCCAUCUCCGCAGCCAUCCCAGAGCCCAGCAGCUGCACGAACACCUCAGAACUUUAGUGUCCCAUCCCCAGGUCCUUUAAACACUCCAGGAAAUCCGAAUUCUGUCAUGAGUCCAGCCAGUUCUAGCCAGUCAGAAGAGCAACAGUAUCUGGAAAAACUCAAACAGCUAUCAAAAUACAUUGAGCCACUCCGGAGGAUGAUCAAUAAAAUAGAUAAAAAUGAAGAUAGGAAGAAAGACCUGAGUAAAAUGAAGAGUCUCCUGGAUAUUCUGACUGACCCUUCAAAACGGUGCCCUCUGAAGACGCUGCAGAAAUGUGAAAUUGCUCUGGAGAAGCUGAAAAAUGAUAUGGCUGUGCCUACUCCACCGCCUCCUGCAGUGCCCCCCACCAAACAGCAGUACUUGUGUCAGCCACUUCUGGAUGCUGUUUUGGCCAACAUCCGUUCACCAGUCUUCAACCAUUCUCUUUACCGUACAUUUAUGCCAGCUAUGACUGCAAUUCACGGGCCACCGAUCAUGGCCCCUGUUGCUUCCCCUCGAAAACGGAAACAUGAAGAGGAUGAAAGACAAACCAUACCAAAUGUCUUACAAGGAGAAGUUGCAAGAUUAAAUCCUAAAUUCCUGGUGAACCUGGACCCUUCCCACUGCAGUAAUAAUGGCACAGUUCAUCUCAUAUGCAAGCUAGAUGACAAGAAUCUUCCAAAUGUCCCACCACUACAGCUUAGUGUUCCAGCGGACUAUCCAGAUCAGAGCCCUCUGUGGAUAAAAAACCCCAGACAGUAUGCAGCCAAUCCCUUUUUGCAGUCCGUGUAUCGGUACAUGACUUCCAAACUAUUGCAGCUUCCGGACAAGCAUUCAGUCACGGCGCUCUUAAACACCUGGGCACAAAGUAUUCGUCAGGCCUGCCUCUCUGCUGCAUAACGUCUCACUUCCUAAACCAGGAAGCAAGAAAGAAGGUCUCAACAGCUGGUCUCUUCCACGUGCCAUUGGAAGAUCGCAUUUUGGGGAGGGUACCUCAGAAGAAAGAAGCCUUAUGUUGUUUUGUUUCUAGGUGUCAGGUGCAGUAGAGAACCUGAUGUUAGACUUAGUUUUCAUGCUUUUUAUCUUCUGCUUCUGUGGACUUUUGCCAGGAUUUUCAAAUAUACAAAAUGUGUAUAUAUGGUUCUUGAGACUGUAUUAGGAUGAGCUUUUAUUGUCUUCUUAGAGAAGAAAUUAUUUGUGGACUUCCGUCAGGGAGUCUGGUAUAAGAGGGAGUAGGGAGAGAAUGUCCUAAUUUGCUUCAAAGUUUGCUCAGUGCCAGUAUUCGUUUCACACUGUAUGUUUUGUGACCUGAUACUACCCCAGAAAUGAAUUAGCUGCAACUAGAA